CAAAGUGAACCUCGGCUCCGUGGGGCUAAGCUUUGCCUGACAGGUAAGCUCUGCGGGGUAAAUUCCCCAUAUCCCAGUAGCCGGGUACGGAGCCUGCCGUCAUUUGUGUCUGACAGCUCCCCGUCCAGGGCUUGUUCUACUACGGGGAUACGUGUCAUCGACCAUUCAAUUGUAUGACACUUAGUUUACACGGCAAGUGGAUCCUAUGCUUACACACAAAGAUGUCGACUCGGUUUAAAUUGGCUUCUCAGUCCGGUUUUAAGUGUUCAGCUUACUAGCUUAGUAGCAUUCCUAAAAUACUAACGCUAACGGCGAACUAGCAACUUGUUAGCUGGCUAGCAACAGGGAUCCUCCCAUCCACUGUAAAGGCUAACAGGCGUUAGCAUAGCCCUCCCAUCAACUGGGUGAACGUAGUCUCUCCAGUGUAUUAUUGGCAUUUAAAUAAGAUAAACGCUUUAACUCCCACGUUGGGUUUCUUUAGGGAAUGCGAUGACACCGGGCUGGUUCUGUGCAUUUGUUCAUCACUGACUUGUAGCUUGCUUGCUCCAUUGUUUACAUGGGUAGCAGUCAUCCUGGGGGCUUCGUGGGCAUAUGCUGGUCAUAACAAGUCUGAGCCCAAGUACUUCUACUACUACUGUGGAAGCAUGGCAAUGGAGCUAGGAGGCAGCUAACGUCUGUAGACGACGUUAGCAGAACUCUACAGCCAACUGUGGACAAAAAUGCUGAUGAUGAGGGGUCUGAAGGACAGCUGCUGGACUGUUUGACUUUGUGGGUUGUUGGACAAAGGACAGGAGCUUGUUUGUCCAUAUUGAACCAUAAAGUUGGAUAAAAUUCCAUGAGGAUGAUGGGAAACAAACACUGCAGGGAACCAGGGAUCUUUUAUACCAAUGGGAUGAUGCUAAGGAUCCUACUGAUCACCAGUCUUUUUACUGGUUGGGCUAAAUGUCAAGAGAGCCAGAGCAUGACACCAGAGGAGAAGACUGUUAUCAGGGACCAGAUUAUUGAAAUGUUCGAUCAUGCUUAUGGAAGUUACAUGAAAUAUGCUUAUCCAGCAGAUGAGCUGAUGCCAUUAAGCUGUAAAGGGAGAGUUCGAGGGCAGGAGCCCAACAGAGGAGACAUAGAUGACUCUUUGGGCAAGUUUUCUCUUACUUUGAUUGACACCCUUGAUACUCUGGUGGUAUUAAACAAGCUUGAUGAGUUUGAAAAUGCUGUGCGGAAGGCUGUGAAGGAUGUACGCCUGGACAAUGAUGUGGUGGUGUCUGUGUUUGAGACAAACAUCAGAGUUUUGGGUGGACUUUUGGGGGCCCAUGUUAUGGCUGACCUGCUGCGUCAACGCGGGGAAAGGAUGCAGUGGUAUCAAGAUGAGCUACUGCACAUGGCCAAAGAGCUGGGCCAUCGAUUACUGCCUGCCUUUAACACCACAAGUGGCCUUCCCUACCCUAAGGUGAAUCUGCGAUAUGGGGUCCUAAACCCACUUUCCCGCACAGGCACAGAAUCAGAUACAUGCACAGCCUGUGCAGGAACAAUGAUCUUGGAGUUUGCUGCACUCAGCAGAUUGUCUGGAGAAUCUGUGUUUGAGGAACAUGCACGAAAGGCUCUGGAUGUCCUGUGGGAGAGGAGACAGAGGGGAAGCGACUUAGUAGGGACUGUCAUCAAUAUCCAUAACGGAGAAUGGGUCCGAAGGGACAGUGGAGUUGGUGCUGGUAUUGACUCAUACUAUGAGUACCUGAUGAAGGCAUAUAUUCUUCUAGGAGACAAUGUUUUUCUGGAGAGAUUCAACAUUCACUACAGUGCCAUUAUGAAAUACAUCAGUCAGCCUCCCCUGCUGCUAAAUGUACACAUGCACAAUCCCACUGUGAGCGUGCGCAGCUGGAUGGACUCACUCCUGGCAUUCUUCCCUGGCCUACAGGUCUUGAGAGGAGAUCUGAAACCUGCUAUUGAGACUCAUGAGAUGCUUUACCAAGUCACUAAACAGCACAAGUUUCUUCCAGAGGCUUUCACUACGGAAUUCAGAGUUCAUUGGGGCCAGCACCUACUGAGACCAGAGUUUGCAGAAAGUACUUACUACCUCUAUAAGGCCACUGGCGACCCCUACUACCUCAGAGUGGGACAGUCCAUUGUAGAAAAACUCAACGCCUAUGCCAGGGUGCCUUGUGGGUUUGCUGCUGUGCAGGAUGUUCGCACUGGAACACACGAAGACAGGAUGGAUUCGUUCUUUCUGGCAGAGAUGUUCAAAUACCUGUACUUGCUGUUUUCUGAGAAGAGUCAGCUACCCAUCAACAUGGAUGACUACAUCUUCACUACAGAGGCUCACCUUCUUCCUGUCUCUCUCUCCACUACUCAGCCGCCCUGUCAAGGCAACAUUACACAGACUAUUACUUUUUCCCAAGAAGAAGAUCUGUUCACACACUCCUGCCCCAGCACAGAGACAUUAUUUCCCAAUAACCCAUCAUUUGCCAAAACCAUCCGCGACAGCUACAAGUACCUCACUGGGGUGGGGCGAGCAUUCCACCCUCUGCCCGUCAGGGAAAUUGAACUACCGUUACAUGAUAAUGGAAUGGAACCAGUGGAGUUCUUAAAAAGUAUGGGCAUUUCACUCACUCCACUAAAUGAAGCAAUAACAGGAGUCACUGGAAGUCAGAAGGAGCGUAAAGGAGUGUACAGGGUAAAACUCGUGGCAGAAGUGAGCCACACAACAGAAGAGGAGGAGGUCAUCCCACAUGUGGUUCAGCUCAUAUCUCCUCCGUUUUUGGGUCGGACAGUCCUUACCGCUGGACCAGCCAAGUUUGGAAUGGACCUCACAAAGCAGGAGCAUGGGGUAAAGGGCAGUAUCGUAAAAGCCUCACCAUACACAGCAUGCGGACCAGUGGAGAAUUCUGCGGAGCUUAAAGGCCAUAUUGCUCUGGCACUACGAGGCGACUGCAUGUUCGCAGUAAAGGCUCGUCGGCUGCAGGAGGCUGAAGCCAUAGGAGUCAUCUUCAUAGACCACCGUGAGGGAAGCAAUAGCGAUGAAACUCCACUCUUCCAGAUGGUGGGAGACGGCGAUUCCACUGAGGAUAUCACCCUACCUUUGGUCUUCCUCUUCAGUCGUGAGGGUGGUGUGCUCACGGCUGCCCUGGAAGAUCAUCACAAUGUGGAUGUGCUGCUGUUGUCUAAAGAGAGACAGCUGGGAAAUGAUAAGUCAGAGAGGCCUGUUGGCAUGAACAUCAAACUCCGUCUGGCAGAAGAAGAGGAGCUAGAUGAGGGAGCAACCAGAGGACCCACGCUGGAGUUAGUCUUGGAAAAAGGAGAGGUGCUCAUUGGGGAAGACGUGGAUGUGGGACAACAGCGAUCUCAGCAGAACAAGAUGUGCACAAAGGCUGCAGAGAAUGUUGAGGCUGAGGCUUCUUCAGAGGAUUCAUCUAAAACCCCACACUCUAACAGCGAAACGGACACAAAACCUUGACCACUGCAGACUUAAAAGACAGACAUCUCUGACCCUUAUCAUUUUCUGAACGGCCUGUACCUCAGAGCUCCUCACUGCCCCACACGGAGCCCAGACUGACCCAGCCUGCAUGCUUACAGCUGAUGGAGGAGAAUCAGGCACCGCCAUGACCACACUCACAUCCUGACCGGACUUUGAAACCUAUAGAUGGUCCUGUAUUUAUUUAACAGGCUGUCAUAUUGGAACACUUUGCUGUGCAGGGGUUAAAUGUUCUCAAAAGGCUAAACUUGGUAGUUAAAACCUAAUAGUGGUAAAUUAAGGUGGAUAAACUAGUGUUACUAACACAUAGUCCGUAGUGUUGCUGUUGUUGCCAUUUAUUUGAAGAUGUGUGGUAAUAAUGACGUAGGUCACGGACUAGAGUGUAAAAUGACCUCACUUUAGAGGAAAAGUGUAGAAAAGGCUACAAAAAUGUACUCAUCUACAUUUUUAUGCAACACAGUUUGCUUUUAAUCUAGAUUGCACCUUUUUUACUACAAGUACUGUUAAUAAUGAGUGGGUGAAUGGAGUCUCUCAUGGCCAGUAGGUGGCAGUAGCUACGACAACAUCUCAGUGAUAUAAUGUUAGUAGGUGAUAAUGACCAACUGGGGCCAAUUUGAUUUAUUUUUUAUUAUUUUGUACUAGAAAGUGACUUCAGGGAAUUUUAGAAUGGAUGAAUUUUGACCAUUUGUUGUUGAAGUGUGUGUGUGUGUGUGUGUGUGUGUGUGUGUAUUUUUCCUCACCUCUGUGUUUAAUAGUGUACUGUAAAAGGAGAGAAAUCUCAAUGAAGACAUCACUGCUAACAGGUGAAAUCAUCCAUGCAAGUUUCCAUAAAAUGAUAAUUCAGUUUAACAUUUGUAUUUAGAGACUUGAACUCUAUGAAUCCUGGAAAAUUCCACUUUUUUAGGCAGUGCGAUUUUCAUUGUUUUUUAGGUAAUUAAUGUAACGUUCUAAAUUUACCAAAGCUACUUUCUUUCUGUUAGUUAAGUGGGGUUUUUUUUCAGAUGCAUAAAGAUCACACAGCUUGGCUCUGUGUGCACAAAUGUAUUGCAAUAAGUUAAUGACAAUGAAGGCUCAGUAAUAGAGAUAAUCUUUUUGUGUGUGUAACAGAUCAGUGUUUACAUGCACAGUGAAAUUUACAGAAAGAUUUAACAGGUGUGUGUUAAACAGUAACCACUUCAAGAGCCAGAUUUGAUUCUGCACAUUUGUCCUGAAGUAUGACUAAUUAUAAAUAGUUGUACUUUUCACAUUUCAAAGAUGCAUCUGAUCCACUGUUUCUCUUUUGUCAAGGGUUUCCUACAGACACAUAUUCACAUCUAAACAGACAGUUUCUUGGCAUUAUUGUUAAUAUUUAUGCACAUAUUCAAAAGGAUUCAUAAGACUUUACCUGAUUAAUAUAUAUUUAUUUGCCAUUAAUUUUUUUAUGUAAUAGGCUGCAUGAUCAUCUUUUGUGGAACAUGGGGUUUGUUUAAGCCAAUCACCUUGAAAUGUUGGCUGUUUAUGUGCCAGAGUAUUUUCUUUUUUGUUCCUUUUCUUAAUGCUGCUGAUUAAUUUAAUCUAAAUCUGAUUUAAUGUUAUUUUGUGUUUAACAUUAGUAUGAGGUGUUGCCAACACAUAUACCUCAGGACUGUGUACAUCGCUGUCCACAGAGAAAAAGUCUGUUGACAAAGUUGUUUUUUUUUCUUGCUUAUUUAAUGUUAACUUCAGCUACUUUGUCACAUUUUUGUUUGUCAGUGGAUGAAGCUCUUAUAGUGCCAAAAGAGAUGCAUGAUGUGGGUCCUGUUUCUUUUUACACCUGCCUGUACUUUGUAUUUAGUUGUGAGCUGAUGCAGGCAUGUCAAUAAAUUUACAUCUCACACAGAA
Molecule: messenger RNA, 5323 nt
Organism: Sphaeramia orbicularis (orbiculate cardinalfish)
Lineage: Eukaryota; Metazoa; Chordata; Actinopteri; Kurtiformes; Apogonidae
Product: ER degradation-enhancing alpha-mannosidase-like protein 3
Exons: 20
Coding region: 836-3445 (869 amino acids)
Biological process (GO): carbohydrate metabolic process; endoplasmic reticulum mannose trimming; mannose trimming involved in glycoprotein ERAD pathway
Cellular component (GO): endoplasmic reticulum; membrane
Molecular function (GO): mannosyl-oligosaccharide 1,2-alpha-mannosidase activity; calcium ion binding
Source: RefSeq, a predicted model, not a curated record